Messenger RNA from Seriola dumerili (greater amberjack), 736 nucleotides. Its product is annotated as guanylin-like. Gene Ontology annotation, molecular function: guanylate cyclase activator activity. Gene Ontology annotation, cellular component: extracellular region. Lineage: Eukaryota; Metazoa; Chordata; Actinopteri; Carangiformes; Carangidae. The record is from RefSeq and is a predicted model, not a curated record. The transcript is spliced from 3 exons. The coding region runs from base 71 to 397 and encodes 108 amino acids.
CUGCUGAGCACAUCCACAGCAAAAGACAAAGACAAAGCUUCAAGGCAAAAAACCGCUGUCAACUGUCACCAUGAAGGCUACACUCGCCACCAUCACUCUCCUGGUCCUGGCUCUCGGCUGGACGUCUGAGGCCGUGCAAGUCGAAGAAAAUGGAUUGUCUUUCUCACUGGAGGCCGUCAAGAGGCUCCAGGAGCUGACAGACAGCAGGUUUGCAACAGGACAACAAAACCCACGAUUCAGGACGAGCACCAUGUCCCUCUGUGCCGACCCCAUGCUCCCCCAGGAGUUUCUGCUGCUCUGCAGGCAGAGAGGCGCAUCCGCAUCUCUCACCAGACUAGCUGCGGUUCCCCUUGACGUCUGUGAGAUCUGCGCCUUUGCUGCCUGCACUGGCUGCUAAACAAACCCAGCAAACCAGAAACAUCGUGCCGAGCUUAAGACUUGUGAUUUUUUUUCCUCUCCUUCAAAACGUUUUCAGGGAAUUUCUUAAAAUUUUACCUGCAAUGAUGAGACGAUGACUUUAUGUUCCCUGAAUACCGAGGUUCUGACUAUGGUGCACUGGGCAUAAAUAUAUAUUGCAAACUGUUACUUUGUAGCAUAUUUACUAGAGAAGUUUUUUCUCAUACAUUUUAUUUUUGGAAUGACAUUGUUUGUUACAAUUCUAUCUUACCAAGCUUUGUAUUGUAUUUAAAGGAGUGGUUUCUUUUUGCAUUUUUCUCUUUUUUUGAACAUUGUUUUG